ACUCUCAAUGGAUUUCAAGACAAUGCUUCCCUUUUUGGCGUGUUGGUGCGUGUUUCUGAUCAGCUUCUCAGAUGCCGAACAGCAGAAACCAAGCAGCUUCCUCAGUAACUAUUCCAGUUACAAAAACAUCUGCCACAAAAUCGGCUGGGAACCAAAAUGUAGAACCGAGGCUCAAAAGGGUUGCAGUGGAAAAAUUGUUGCCUUCCAUGCAAUUCUUUCUUCAAGGCUUACUAAUGUACCUAUAAAAACCAUCAUUAAGUUCGGACAAGUUUUGGUAAACGAAGGAAGUGGAUAUAACCCAGCCACGGGUAAAUUUACAGCCCCGCUAGAUGGUGUCUAUUCGUUUUCUUGGACUUACUGUACAAACAAAGGUUCAAAUGCAUAUCUUGGUGGAUAUGUGGAUGGCAAGUUGAUAACCAAAAUAUCAAAUUACGGCCAGGCAAACAGUUGGAAAAAUACAUCAGGACAUCUCGUCAUCAAACUGAUGAAAGGAAAUCAGUUUUGGGUUCAGGCGUUCUACUCUACUGCUCAGCUUAUACAUGAAGAGUACACAUUUCUGUCAGGAUACAAACUAUCUGGUUGUUAAAAAAUUGGAACAAUAAAGUUGUUGUC
Magallana angulata is the source of this 612-nucleotide messenger RNA. RefSeq names its product collagen alpha-2(VIII) chain-like. The record is from RefSeq and is a predicted model, not a curated record. Lineage: Eukaryota; Metazoa; Mollusca; Bivalvia; Ostreida; Ostreidae. The coding region runs from base 8 to 586 and encodes 192 amino acids. The transcript is spliced from 2 exons. Gene Ontology annotation, molecular function: protein binding.